This is a messenger RNA of Drosophila takahashii, 914 nucleotides long. RefSeq lists its product as uncharacterized. NCBI's taxonomy places the organism in Eukaryota, Metazoa, Arthropoda, Insecta, Diptera, Drosophilidae. Gene Ontology annotation, molecular function: lipid binding. The record is from RefSeq and is a predicted model, not a curated record.
UGGCUAUACAAUGAAAGCUAUCGUGUGUGUUUUUGUGGCCCUUUUGGCCAGCGUAGCUGCCUACGAUGUGAAGCUCCUCAGCGAGGAGGAGUGGAACCGUCUAGUGGAGCGUAAUCCUGCCAAGCCCGAUACGCAGGGUCUGAUCUUGAAUGGAUCGGCCAAGAAGGCCAUCAAGGGUUUGAUCAACCAAAUGCCCUGCGGCUGGCCCCAAUACGGAAUCCCCCCACUGGCGCCCUAUACCAAUGCUGAUCUGCGCAUCCAUCUGGCCGAAUCUGUGGUCGAUUCCCUUUUGCAGUUCCUGCGCUUCCGCUUCGAUGGCCUGGAAAAGAUGGAGAUCAAGCAGCUGAAGGUCAGCUACACCUUCAGCAAGAAGGUCAAGUUCAGCUUCAACCUACCCCUGCUUACUGCCAGCGCUCACUACUUGGAUACCGAUACUUUGGUCGAUAUGCUGAGGCAACUGGGAUUGUCUGUGCGAUAUGAGAGCUCGGGUCCCUUGUCCUUCAGCCUCACGAAUCUCUCGAUUCAGGGCGAGUUCAAGUACAAGAUGCCCUUCAUCUUCGGCUCCAUCAAGAUCUACAAGUUCAGCUGCGUCGUCGGCCUGGGCGGAGUGUCCUCGAACAUUGGCGGUGUGAUGGGCAAUGGAAGGAUCAACGAGUACAUUAACGAGAUGAUCGACAAAGAGGUGCCGGCGUUCAUCAAUGGUAACCAGAAGCAGAUCAGCGCCAAGAUCGAGGAGAUCUUCGUGCCCCUGGUCAAUAACUAUCUAACGGGUCACAAGAUCUGGUAUCUGUUCAGCAUGAUCGGUGCCACCACCGGAACCUGCAAUCCCACUCCCGCCCCCUGGUUGGCUGUGGAGUCCAAAAAGAUUGACUAAGGUACCAAGCACACCAUCAAUAAAAAGCAAUCCAAGCGAG